CCUCGUUGGUCGCGUGAGUGAAGGUUACGCGAAAUGUUGAAGCAAAAACUGGAACUAUGAUUCUAUGAAAUUCGAUUUAUCUUCGCAGCUUCUGAACAAAUGAGUGGCCUUGAACCACCAUUUGAUGACACGGUUGUAUUACAAGAUAUGAUAGGGGAGCAGUCUUACGACGAGGAUGUGCCAAAUGGCAUAUUUCCUGACGACACGGAGAAGAUUAUUUCUGACGGCCGGUUGGAAGGCAACGGCAGAGAGGAUCCAGAUGAUUCCGUGGAAGUUAAAAUACCAAGCGAAAGACCACAUAACAUUACCAAGGCUAGAUCCUAUGUGAUCGUGGCCGUCUUAUUGUUUAUCAACUUGCUUAAUUAUAUGGAUAGAUUUACAAUCGCAGGUGUGUUGACAAAGAUACGUCCAUAUUAUCAACUUGAUGAUCAGCUCUCAGGACUUCUUCAAACCGUCUUCAUUGUUAGUUACAUGUUGUUGUCUCCACUGUUUGGUUACCUUGGAGACAGAUAUAACAGAAAGAUUAUCAUGGUGGCUGGUAUAUGUUUCUGGUCAGGAAUAACACUGGCAAGCUCAUUUGUACCAGCUAAUAUGUUUGGGCUGUUUCUGUUCCUAAGAGGCUGUGUUGGUAUUGGAGAGGCCAGCUACUCCACUAUUGCACCUACACUUAUAGCAGAUCUAUUUGUGAAGGAUAUGAGGACCAAGAUGUUGGCUAUAUUUUAUUUUGCUAUCCCCAUAGGCAGUGGUUUGGGGUACAUUGUUGGUUCAGAGAUUGCAACUGCCCUUGGAAACUGGAAGUGGGCUCUUAGGGUAACUCCAGUGUUGGGUGUGAUCUGUGUGAUUCUGAUCAGUACUCUGGUGAAGGAGCCACCCAGGGGGCAGGCAGAGGGGGGCACACACUUACACAGCACUAGCUACCUGGAUGAUCUCAAAUACCUUUUGAAGAAUAAAAGCUUUGUAUGGUCCACAUUGGGUUUCACCAGUGUGGCCUUUGUGACAGGUGCCCUGGCCCUCUGGGCUCCCACCUAUGUCUACAACUCCAUACUGGUGCAAGAUCAGGUGGACAGGACACCUAAACAGAAAGAUGACUUGAGUUCCAGUGUGAGUCUAACAUUUGGAAUCAUCACUUGUUUGGCUGGGUUCUUUGGUGUGGGUAUAGGGGCCGAGUCAGCACGGAGACUACGUAGCAAGUUUGAUGCUAGGGCAGACCCCUUUGUGUGUGCCUUUGGUCUGCUGUCAUGUAUGCCAUUCCUCUAUGUUGCCAUUGUAGUUUCUCAGUAUAACACAAUAGUGACAUGGGUUCUCAUAUUUUUAGGUGAAACUCUCCUAUGUCUUAAUUGGUCAAUUGUAGCAGAUAUAUUAUUGGGAGUUGUGAUUCCGACCAGACGUUCAACAGCAGAAGCUGUACAGAUAGUGAUGUCACAUCUUCUUGGGGACGCAGGGAGUCCCUAUCUCAUAGGACUGAUGUCUGACAAGAUCAGAGGAAAUGAGCCCAAGUAUCCCCAGUACGAGUACUUUGCCCUGCAGUAUGCAUUGUACAUCACAGCAUUUGUUGCUGUACUGGGAGGGGGAGCGUUUCUAGCCACGGCAAUCUACAUUGUAUAUGACAAGAAGAAAACUGAUAAAAUUAUACAUGAAGCCAUCCAACUCUCUAACUCUAGUCCAACCAACCCUAUUCCUACCAUCUCUCUCAGUAUGAGAGAUUUACAGGCUAAUGGAAAAGAAAAUGGUCUGCAAGCAGAGGUGAGUACAGAAGAGGAUACAGUGCCUGGAGCACCUGCAGAGCCAAUUUAACCUCCAGAUACCAGAGAGUUUACCAAGAAGAGCUUUUCCUCUUGUGAGCUGUGUGUGAAUAAUACAACGAGAACAAAUGUCUAUAAUCAGAUGAUAUCCAGACUUCAUAAUAAAUAUCUAUAUGCAUCUUAUUUAUAUUUUGAGAUACUCCACAUAUAUACAUUAAAAUGUUUCUUUAAUAUGGUCAUACUUGUAUAAUUAAAUGGGUGACAAUUAUCGAGUAACAAACUUUCCUUCCAUGUGAACGAAUUGAAGUGAAUAGUUUCAGAUAUAUGUAUCUGUUGGAUUAUUUCAUUGCUAUUGUUAUCAUGUUAUCUUUUUAUUAUAUAUAGCUUAUUCAUGUUUUGCCCAAAGAGAUCUGUUGUGCAUGUAUUGUUCCUGUUAUUUUUAUUUUAGCAGUGGUUUUGUCAGUAUUGAAAAAAUGAUCAUCAGAGCAUUCUCGGGCCAUGACGUGAUUUUUUUUUUGACAACUUUUUGACAACUUGUUGAUAAUAAGAUUAAGAUUAGAAUUAAAUUCUUAAUGUUUGACAAAAAUUGAUUGGAAAUUAUAUAUAUAUUUAUAUUCCUUGAAUUAUAUGUGCAAUUAACCAUUCACCCAAAGUGAGCUUUUUUCAAAAUUUUGUCUUCGGAUAGAACUUUACAACUGAUAGUUUUCCAGUACACUGCCUUAAAUCUUUUUUUUUUGUGCUCUGAAGUGUUUUACAGAAUGUUUUGUAAUUUGGUUCUGUAAAACCAAAUAAUGCACUGGUUUUUGUUGACCAUAUACGUACCAAAUUAUAUUCCACGCAAAACCUUUAAUACACAGAUCGGCUUCAUUGUUUGCAUAAAAAUUAAUUUAAGGCUUGGAAAUUGCUUCAAAAUGAUCCUUGAAUAGACUGAAAAAUGUGUGAGAUAGGCCCUUUGCAAAUGGAAUGGUACAGUUCAAGAGAUGGACAACUUCAUAGCCUGACUGUGACCUAACACAGCCCAUGUGCUCAACUUGGCCUAAAUAAACAGCAGGAAGCAAACUUGUGCAGAGCUUAAGAAAGGUGGUAAAAAAAACCCUGUAGCACACUAGUAAUAACAUGUAGGGACCUCUUAAUGGGGACUACUAGUCAUUCGGUUUAGUGUUCUUCUUGCUGUGAAAAAGGCCAUAGUUUGUGCAAUACAUUCUCAGGGGAAACUGUUCAGUGAUGAUUUUCUGACAAAAA
Messenger RNA from Lingula anatina, 2984 nucleotides. RefSeq names its product protein spinster homolog 1. NCBI's taxonomy places the organism in Eukaryota, Metazoa, Brachiopoda, Lingulata, Lingulida, Lingulidae. Gene Ontology annotation, cellular component: membrane. The record is from RefSeq and is a predicted model, not a curated record. Gene Ontology annotation, molecular function: transmembrane transporter activity. Gene Ontology annotation, biological process: transmembrane transport.